UCUUGAUCUCCUCUACCCGCCCGCUUUGCCCGCUGUCUCUGGUCCCUGCGAACGCCCCUCAACACUUGUACGUUUGCUUAUAGGGUUGAUCAUCUUUGCAAUCAAUUCAGAACACUAUCAACCCCCCGAUCGCUCAGCUGCCUCUCGUGGUGGCGUUGGUUACCCUAUCUUGGAAUUGAUCCUCCCUGGUUGCGCACCCAUCGACUCUGAUUUUAGCGUUGACCCUCGCAACUAUUGGCGCACCCGCUUCAGAGAUCCACGGUCUUUCGCGAGCGCCCUUCUCCUAAGAUUCUCGAAAUCUUUUUUCUCUACCCCACUCAUUUCUUUUUUCUAUUUUACAAGGGGUCCCGGUUGGACUGGGUGUUCUCUUUGUCGCACGAACCCGGCCGACUGGCACGAAAUACUCUUCGAUCGCGUCAAACCGUUACCGAAGGCGCGACUUCGGAGCCAUGAGCGCAGACGAGGGUGGGGGAACCACCUCGAUAUCGGCCACCAACGGCGAAAUCCAUGGUGCUACCCCCGAUCCCCCAUCGCUAGCGACCCCUGGUAAGCGAAAGAGGGUUUCGAGCCACGACGAUAAGGCCCCUCAGGAUCUCAAUCAUUCCGCUUCGCAAGGCCAGGAAAAGGUCAAGUUGCAGGAAACAUUGCGCAAUCUCGUGGAUAUUUUGAAUAAGAAUGAUACGGAACUCCAGCUCUUGGCUUGUCCCUUGACGACGUCGCCCUCGAAACCCCGGUCGAAACGCGCAAAGGUGUCUGGGGACAAGGAGGAGGGCACUAGCAUACGUGCACGGGUCGAUGCGGACCGCUAUAAUACUCUGUCGGAAUUCCUUAGUGAUAUCGAGCGGGCCUCGGCAGCCGUGAUUGAACGGAGUAAAUCCCGUGUCAGUGAAAAUGACUCGACGGCUUUGACGGAAACUGUGAAUCGCAUCGCAGCAUUCAAGAAAACGCUGAAUAGCCUGGUCCGUCAGGCCCAAACAAGUCCCGCAAGCAUCAAGGCGGAACCGUUGGCGGAGGAAGCAGAAGCAGAAGUCCCAGCGCAGCCUGCCCCCAGUGAUGUGGAGGUACGAAACGACGGUGUGGCUUUGACUCUCUUUGGGAAUCCUGCCAACCCCAAGCAGCUAUACUCGAGCUUGCAAAAGUCCGUCAAAGUGCCAUUACCGUCGGAUGAUCCGAAGUCUCAGAAGUACGUGGAAGUGCAGGCACCACUCCCAGAGGUCGGACUCCCCAACGGAAUCACCACGGCGAAGAUUGCCCCCUAUAAAUCGGAAGCGAAAGCGAAGGAGCACAAACGAACAUUCGGUGAAGUUUUUGCUCCUCGUUCUGCCCUGCCUCAGUUGGAACUCCCACGCAGGACCCGGUCAUCUUUCCGCAGCGUCGGUGGUUGGAUCGAUCCCUUCGAAGCCAUUACGAACUUCAACUCAUUUCUUGGAGACCGAAAUAAUUACUGUCUUGCGCCUCUACCUUCGGGUGAUUGGCUGCAGUACGGGGGCGCUGCAAGUCGCCGACAGAAGCAUCAACCUUCUCAGCCGCAGACUGACGAAGGGAUCCGAGAUGAUCCGGCGUUAUGGGUUGAUGAAGAUGCAUCCGCUAUACAAAAAGUAUACUCGUCUUUUGCGCCUUCGUUUGACAGCUCGGGUGCUGUUCUCCAAGCGGAUGCGAAGGAUCUAGUAUGGUGGAGCAAGCGGGGCGCCAGACGUCUGCAAACGCUCCUGUCCGUGCCCUACGAGGAGAAACGUCAGGAAACUGUGGCGGCACAGCCAGGUAAUAUCGGCGAACUCGAUGAAAGCACCUUGGAAGAGAUGGUCAAGUCUUUUAACCCCGAAGAUUUCGCGGACGGUGUCACGGACGGUGAUUCGCAUAAGCUCAAAGAUGAGGAGGGUCAAGACAUGGAAGCUCUGUUACAUGAUGUUUCGGAUUUGCUGGAAACUCUCAGUUCGUACCAGAAAAUCCGCAGCCUUCAGUUUUCGCCGCCAGGGGGUCAGGAUCCCGAGGCGCUGAAAGGCAUCGUCCCUGACCAGGGUACCUGGGAAGACCCAACAGAGGCAGAACGAGUAACAUAUGAGGCGUUGCGAUCGGGCCUGGCCACUUUAGUGUCAACCCUUCCGCCAUAUGCCGUCGCCAAACUAGACGGUGACCAGCUGGCCGACCUGAACAUCAGCCAGAAGGUCGUCGUGGAGAACCCUGACUACAGUGGGACUAUGGAGAAGGACGAUUUCACGAUCCAGCAGGAACGCGCUGCGGCGAUGACAUCCAUGGGUGGCGGCGGAGGUCGCAAUGCCACGCCUUCCCGUCAUGGAAGCUUCCAAGCAGGAUACAACCAACGGGCCUAUUCUGCUAAUACUAGAGUGCCGCCGGGCUCGGGGGCUUUCCAGCCUCCGCAGCCGUACUACAGUGGAAGACACCCAUCAACCCCUGGCCCUUUCACCCCGGGCCAACCACAGUCGUUCGCAGGAGCUCGACCCCCCUCGACUCCUUCGCAGCGGCCGGGUUACCCGCCAGGAUAUUCGCAGCAAAACCCACAGUUUGCACCGAUCCAACGCGCUGGACAAAACACUCCUAUUUAUCCUGGCCAACAAGGGGCCCCGCAAGCGUCUCCGCAGCCUUUCACCCCACGACCUGGACAACCAGGACAAUACAACGCGCAGUUUGUCCCGGGUCGGGGUAGUGGCUCCCCUCAAAAGCAGUCAUCUUUCACCGCUCCUCGAACACCGUAUAUGACACCGGGCCCUGGUGCACAGCAGCGGUAUCCGCAGCCGCAGCCGCCACCACAACAGAAGCAGCCGCAGCCGCAGCAACAGCAACCGCAACCGCAACAGCAACCGCACCAGCAACAGCAACCGCAACAGCAACCGCAACAGCAACCGCAACAGCAACAGCAACAGCAUCAACAGCAACCGCAACAGCAUCAACCGCAACCGCAAUCACAGCCAUCUCAACCCCAACCGCAACCACAGCAAGGGCAACAGCAAAGACAACAGCAGCCUCCUCAACCUGGUAAUACUCCCUCCAACCCGACUGCCACACCAUCAGCAAACUACGCCAACUCCGCAGCGGCCAUGACCUACGCUCGAAGUGCAGCAGAGCAAGCCGUAUUAAUGGACCGGAACCGGGCACAGCUAGCCGCUCAUCAAUCACGGCAAAGCCCAUCAUCACCACAGCCCGCACCGGAGCAAGGCACGUCGCAGGAGCCAGGCGGCGGCACACCUCAGAGGAAAAAGUCCACGUCGGUAGUUUCGUGAUUAUGGAGUCUAUGAUUCUCCUCGACUAAAUUUGUCCUCGGGCAAAGAGAGAAAAAGAGAAUGAUUUGGAUAAUGGGUAGACAGGUGCAAAUGGCCAUGGGAAUUUGAUUUCAUCUUUUUUCCUUUCCAUAUCUUUAUUCCUUUUUCUACCCCAUCCCCGUUUUCCUCUUAAUGCUUGUCCUUUUCUUUCUUUUUUCCUUCUUAUAAUGCUGGUUUUCUUUUGUCGUCUUUCCUACUCGGCUGUCUUCAGGCUUUCCAUGGGAAUCUUCUUACUCACUGACUAGACUUCCGGUGGAGGAUCGAUAUCUUCUUUUCUUCUUUUCUUGUACUCUUAUGGGCUGGUUGGUUGGUUGAUCGAUCGAUUAUAACGUUAUUGAAAGGAGAACUCAUGCUUGUUGGUCUGUUAUAUCUAUUUUUAUUAUUAUCUCCAAGGAGUGUU
This is a messenger RNA of Aspergillus candidus, 3678 nucleotides long. RefSeq lists its product as uncharacterized. The record is from RefSeq and is a predicted model, not a curated record. The transcript is spliced from 3 exons. NCBI's taxonomy places the organism in Eukaryota, Fungi, Ascomycota, Eurotiomycetes, Eurotiales, Aspergillaceae. The coding region runs from base 450 to 3239 and encodes 929 amino acids.